This is a messenger RNA of Annulohypoxylon truncatum, 3023 nucleotides long. Its product is annotated as Spc97/Spc98 family protein. Gene Ontology annotation, biological process: meiotic cell cycle; cytoplasmic microtubule organization; mitotic cell cycle. The coding region runs from base 397 to 2745 and encodes 782 amino acids. Gene Ontology annotation, molecular function: gamma-tubulin binding; microtubule minus-end binding. Gene Ontology annotation, cellular component: spindle pole; equatorial microtubule organizing center; centrosome. Lineage: Eukaryota; Fungi; Ascomycota; Sordariomycetes; Xylariales; Hypoxylaceae. The transcript has 3 exons. The record is from RefSeq and is a predicted model, not a curated record.
CGAAACUCAAUUACCACCCUUGGUACGUAUCAAAUUAAUUGGUUGGGGGUUUUCUCUUGAAACUCUUCAGAUGAGAUGAUGCUUAAGUUCCCAAUUGAUCCGAACUACGUUAGAAAUAACAAAACAACAACAAUACAAUAACAAAACACAUUGCUCUUGGAUUUGAAGAUAGGUACCUAGGUAGGUACAUAUCAAAGUACCUGGCUUCGCUCCGUCAUCCGUCAUCCGUCGGUCCACCAGUUGAUGUCCACAAUACGCCGGACAACUCGCGUUUUCGCCCAUUCAGAUGUGUCGCUACGAAUGUCUUGGUUCCAUCAUUCUCUUGAUUCAAGAUAUCGGCGAUAAGAUCCGGUCUAAGGAACCUCCACAUGUCUUACAAGGCUCAUCGGCUCCACAAUGCUCCAUGAAAUCUUGCUCUCCCUAUCGGGGCACCCAUCGCCUUUACUCAGGACCAACUAUACCGAUCCCAAGGCACAGUCCAUCAUCUCGCCGCCCGAGAGAGAACUCUUGAAGACAGCUGGCCAUCUAAGUGAUCUUCAUUGCAAACUUAUAAGUUACACUGCACAGAUCAGCGCAUCUCAUCCUUCAAUAAUAUGUCGUGCAGUAUCAACGGCUAUCAACUCCCUUUACCUCAAUGCCUUUCAGAGGAAGGUCUUAGAAGUGGAAGAUAGUGUUCUUCGGAAAGAUGCUUCCCUCGUUGGCGCUUAUAACAUUGUGCCUCUGACCGCGGUUAUGGGCGAAUUCUCAGACUGGACUCGCAGGAUGGAAUGGCUUUGGGAUCUAGUCCAAUUUAUCGAUAGAGAGAUCGAGGGUUCGCCAUGUCGAGGAGCGCAACUUGUCAACAGGCUGCGUGCUGAGCUUCAGACUGGUUAUGCUGACGUUGGGGAGACCGCGCUCAGUCUUGUUCGGGUCGCCGAAACCGCAUGGCUAAAGCAGGUCUCAGCUUGGGUCCUCUAUGGCAAGAUACCUGCAUUCAGCGACGCAGAUUUCUUCAUUCAGAAAGAUGAGGAUGACGAACAAGGCUAUUCGAUUAGACAUGGGUUACUCCCGUCAUUUGUAACAUCAUCAACGGCUUUAUCGAUGUUAUUCAUUGGAACAUCAUUAAACCGCGUAAAAACGAAGAGUAGUAUACAGUCAAGUAACAAUGGGCUCGACCAUCUCUCAUCCCAACUCCAGACUCUUGCAGAUGUAUCAUCACCUAUCAACAGUGUAGCAUUCUCAAGAGCUAUCACAUCAAUCCGGCUCACCUUAUCUCGGACGACUCUACAGAAACUCUUACCGUUGGCUAAGGUUCUUGAGAUGUUAAACCUCUUUCGGGACUUCUUCCUAAUCGGCCGUGGUGAAUUUGCUAUGGCUCUCACGCAGCAAGCCGAUGAAGUAAUCCGCAACCGCUGGCGACGUGCCGAUAACCUCGCUUAUGAAAAGCGGUAUGGGCUUAAUAACGUGAUGGUCAAAGAAGGCGAAGUUGCCGCGGUUCUGACCAAAACCUGGGCUUUGCUAAGCUCGAUGCAAGGUCAACACGCAGAUGAAGAUGAAGGUCUUGAAAUAGCACGCGAUCUGCUACGAUUGAAUCUCUCUAAGACCAAGCCACCAACCCCUAAAAAGCCCAAGGCCGGUGUAAACAACGAACAGCCAGGCGCCAUCGCAAACACUCCAUUUCGAAAUUUACUUUUCUCCGUUCCCGUCGUCCUCACAUCACAGUUCCCGCCACCGCUGGACUUAUUCUUAACUGCGUCUGAUGUACAGACUUAUACCUCUAUCAAUUCAUAUCUUCUAUCUAUCCGCCGCUCCCACCUCCACCUCACAGACUUGUGGAAAAUAACGUCCCUCCGCCGGCAUCACCCACCACCCCCUAGACCUCCCUAUAGUACCACGAAAGGCGGCGUCGCAAGAACGAGGGUCCUUCGCGAGCGCUGGUCCGCUCGUUCCUCUACGAUGCGAGGUACCUGGAGCACAAGCAGCGCCGCGAUAUUCUUCUUGGCGGAAACCGAGACAUAUCUGCAAAUUGAGGUCGUCGAAAGCCUCUGGGACGAUUUCCUCAGUUGGUUGACGGGAGAAAGCGAGCACAACGGGCAUUACAGCGCUCCAUCAUUCAACAGCCAUCCCAGUGAUGCCAAUGAUACCCCUGGUGAAGACCACGCUAGUUCCUCCCAGGACAAACCGAAAGAGACUCAGACCCAAAAUUCCAGCCCUGCCCAUCACGACCCGCAGACGCUAGCCACUGCCCAUCGGCUGUACCUCCGGACGCUCUCCCGGCGCCUCCUCCUAACGCGGCCCUCCUUUACGGACGCCCUGUACGAGCUGCUCGUCCACGUCGACCACCUAGUCGCGCUCGUCCACCGCCUGCACGGGAUAUGGACGUCGAUGGACCUGGAAGCGGACGAGGGCGUCGUGGACGCGUUCUCGGACCUGGCUACCGAGGAAAAGGACGUGCGGAACAAUAUCCGUGACGUCGAGCGCCUCGUCAAGAGCAAUAUCGAGAACGUCAUCGCCACGCUGCGCGGCCUGAGCAUGGACUCCGCGUUCAUGGCCGAGCUCGAGGACGGCGGCAGAGGAGAUGAUGAGGAUGAGGAUGAUGGCGUGGGUGUGGGUGAUGAGAUGAUGCUUGGCGAAGGGGGUGGGUAUGUGCCUAGGAGGACGGGGGGUAUUGAUAGGUUGUUGAUGAAGCUUGAUUUCGGGGGAUGGUUUGAUGCUGGGAAGGUGGGGGCUGGAGAUGGAGAGGGGAAUGAUGAUGAUGGGUUUUGAGAUGAAUUAUGCUGUUAUGAUGCUGGGUUAGGGGAGUAGUGAGAGAGGAUAGUAAAUUGUACGAUGUUUUGCUAUUGAAACACUUUACCUAAACCCAAAAGAUUGGGCUGGGAUAAGUUGGUUGAGUGUUUUGAGGGCCAAGAUGCGAAAGCUGCGUGGGACUUCUAUUAACUUACAACAGGGUAUCGGAAGAGCAGAAUAGCUACCUGAAAGUAAUGCUUACAAUGGACCAUCGAAACACCAAAUAUGCAUGAAGAAGGCUAGCGAUAUAUCAAAUA